CGCUGCGCGUCGCCGGCUCCAGGUCAGGGCGAGCGAGCGGGUUCUCAUUAACAUGGAGGAUGAGUUCUUUGGAGAGAAGAGCUUCCAACAUUAUUGUGCAGAAUUCAUCAGACAUUCACAACAGAUAGGCGAUGGCUGGGAAUGGAGAACAGCCAAGGAAUGUUCUGAUGGCUACAUGUGCAAAACACAGUUUCAAAUAAAGAAUGAGACCUCGACACCACAUCUGGGAACACUUGCCAGUGUACGCACUUGUCUCCCUACAGAGGAGAAUUUAGAGCUUCCAAUGGAUGAUUCUGAAGUGACGAGACCUGCAUCGGUGGCAGAAGUGAUUAAACAUGAGUAUCAUGUCUUAUACUCUUGUAGCUACCAAGUGCCGGUUCUUUACUUUAGGGCAAGCUUUUUAGAUGGGAGACCGUUAGCUCUGGAGGAUAUAUGGGAAGGUGUCCAUGAAUGCUAUAAGCCGAGGCUGCUCCAGGGACCGUGGGACACCAUCACCCAGCAGGAACAUCCAAUACUUGGGCAACCAUUUUUUGUUCUACAUCCCUGCAAGACAAAUGAAUUCAUGACUGCUGUGCUAAAGAAUUCACAGAAAAUCAAUAGAAAUGUCAACUAUAUCACAUCAUGGCUGAGCAUCGUGGGGCCAGUGGUUGGUCUGAAUUUACCUCUGAGCUAUGCUAAAGCAACAUCACAACCGGAGUGAUUUGUUAACAAGCAAGAUCCACUGAUCCUAGAAACUGCAGCAUGAAGAUUGCAGGAUUUGAUGUGGAUUUCUUUCCUCGGAAAGAAGACAUCUGCAGAAACCUGUUUGGAAUAGUGGUUGUGUGGAAAGAACAUGUCACACAUUCAGAUCACUAUAAAUAACAAGAAUGAACCUAGUUCGGUGAUGAUGUCAUUUCUGUCGUCAUCAGGGCUUGCAUGGGUCGUUUUUGCCUAGGCACAGUUCUCCUGUUGGGGAGAUGGAUGGGGAAGUGUAUUUGUGUGCUCACUUUAGUGUACAAUGAAUGAAAAUUAAAAUGUAGAACUUUCCUGUUUCUGAAAAUUAAUGUAAUAAAUAUGAUGCAUCUUAAAUUAUUCUCCCACAGUCAAA
Mus pahari (shrew mouse) is the source of this 1087-nucleotide messenger RNA. It is a transcript of the gene Atg10, whose product is annotated as autophagy related 10. The record is from RefSeq and is a predicted model, not a curated record. Gene Ontology annotation, biological process: macroautophagy; protein lipidation; protein modification by small protein conjugation. The transcript is spliced from 8 exons. Gene Ontology annotation, cellular component: intracellular anatomical structure. The coding region runs from base 53 to 700 and encodes 215 amino acids. Gene Ontology annotation, molecular function: Atg12 transferase activity. Lineage: Eukaryota; Metazoa; Chordata; Mammalia; Rodentia; Muridae.